AUGUACCUCGCUCCAACUGACCCUCAGCAUGGAGCUGGUCACCCUGGACUUUCGGCUACCUUCACCGUCCUCCUCUCCGUCGGCUACACCAUCGGCGGGAUGGUGUUCAGUGGCCUAGCUUACUACAGCAUGCCACGCUUAUCCUGGCGCUACUUUACGCUGAUUAUCACGCUGCCAUUUAUCACAUACGCGUCGUACUUUUGGGUGAUGCCCGAGAGUCCCCGUUGGCUACUGGCCUACGAGAAAUUCGACAGUCUCCGCCAACACCUGCAGACCAUGGCGAAAAUCAAUGGCGCCCGCAUCAGUGACGCGACGGGGAAGAAGAUCGAGCAGCUGUGCGAAGGCGUCACACAGGCGAAACGCGAAGAAAAGGUCACGAAGCACAACUCGUAUGUGGACCUGUUCCGCCGCCCGCAGAUCCGCAAAUGCACUCUAAUUAUGAUCGUCUUGACGUUACCGGCCGCGCUCUUUACCAAACUGAUCUGCGACCGGCUGGGGCGGAAGAUUACGAUUAUGAUCUGUUUCUUGUUUGGGGGCACGGCGUGCUUAGCCACCCUGGAGGUGCCGUCGGGGAAAGCGGCGUCUGCCGGCGUGUUAACGUUGUUUCUGUUCGCCAAGUUGUUCGUGACCAUGGGAUUGCUGAAUUUUCUGGCGGCGUUUGCCAACGGAAUCGGGCGGGUGGUGGUGUACGCGGGGUACCAUAAUCCGUCCAUCAGUCUGGUGAUUUUCGGGGGGAUUAUGGUGUUUGCCAGUGUCUGCUCGGUGUUCCUUCCGGAAACCUUAAAGACGUGA
This is a messenger RNA of Paramacrobiotus metropolitanus, 792 nucleotides long. RefSeq names its product solute carrier family 22 member 3-like. The record is from RefSeq and is a predicted model, not a curated record. NCBI's taxonomy places the organism in Eukaryota, Metazoa, Tardigrada, Eutardigrada, Parachela, Macrobiotidae. Gene Ontology annotation, biological process: transmembrane transport. The transcript has 3 exons. The coding region runs from base 1 to 792 and encodes 263 amino acids. Gene Ontology annotation, cellular component: membrane. Gene Ontology annotation, molecular function: transmembrane transporter activity.